This is a messenger RNA of Stomoxys calcitrans (stable fly), 1442 nucleotides long. Its product is annotated as acyl-coenzyme A diphosphatase NUDT19. Bases 177 to 1247 code for a protein of 356 amino acids. The transcript is spliced from 5 exons. The record is from RefSeq and is a predicted model, not a curated record. NCBI's taxonomy places the organism in Eukaryota, Metazoa, Arthropoda, Insecta, Diptera, Muscidae. Gene Ontology annotation, molecular function: hydrolase activity, acting on acid anhydrides, in phosphorus-containing anhydrides. Gene Ontology annotation, cellular component: mitochondrion.
UCUUGUGUAAGCGGAUGUCAGAGCGACUGGUUACCAAAUAAUAAUGUAUGCAGUCUGAUGUUCUCGAACUGGGCUAUUUUCGCUACCUUCUGCUGCUGUUUAUCUUUUUAAAAGUUUUUUGAAACUUUGUUUUGUUUGAUAAACUAGAAGUGCAUGUGUAGGUUUUACCAAAAAUUAUGAACUCCUAUGAAGAUUUGGAAAAGAUCUACAGACCAUCGGCAACAAUCAUUAUAGCAGCAAAAGACCCUGUAAAGGAAUACGGUUACGAUUACAGGAUACUCUUGGCUAAACGUACAAUGCGAACAGCAUAUGCUCCUGAUCACUUUGUCUUUCCCGGUGGUGUACACGAUGCAAAUGCCGAUGAUGAUAUUAAAUGGUUAGAAUAUUUUGAAGAAUUUGGAAUAUAUGCAGACGAUUUGAAUAAAUUAUGUUUGGAACAUUUGCCAAACCGCCCACAGCCUUUAAUGACGAACAAAACCCAUGUGUCACGUGAUAUUUCAUUACGUCUUACGGCUGUAAGAGAAGCAUUUGAAGAAGUUGGACUGCUCUUGUGUCUGUCGCGGGAGCAAUAUCGUCGUGAGCAUAAAGGAUGUGCAACAAGCCAUCAAAAGUUCAAUCGCUUCCAUUGGCAAGAAAAAGUUCAUAACGAUCCCUACGAAUUUUUAAAUUUGUGCAAAUUUUUGGAUGUGGUUCCAGACAUAUGGUCACUGCACGAGUGGAGUAUUUGGCGAAGUCCACCAGCAUCCUUGAAAAAAUACGACACCAUUUUGUAUAUAGUGGCCCUGGAACAAAAGCCACAGCUACUUUUGGAACCCACUGAAGUUGAAGAGGAGUUAUGGAUUUCGCCAAAGCGUGCCCUGCAUCUUUUCAAAGAACGUCACAUUUGGUUACCACCUCUACAGUUCUAUGAACUCAGUCGACUGUCAAAUAUUUUAAGUUGGUCCAAACUUAGAGAUUUUGCAAAACACAGAGCUGCUUUUGGCAGCACACUAUUAAUGCUGGCUUAUCAUCGCUGUUAUGAUUCACUUGUGGGAACACUGCCAAAUGAUGACUUCUAUCCCAAAAGCCCAGAAGAUCACAAAGAAACAAUUGUUUUAUCAGAAUCAUUAUCAAGUUUUGAAUCCAAAGCAAAAAAUAUUCACCGUUUAAUUUAUAAUGACAUGUAUGAUAUUUCCAUAGUCUGCAAUAUUCCACCAAUAGACAACCACCUAAGUCCGACGCAAAAGUUUGAAAAUAGCAAGCUUUAGUUUGCAUCGACAAAACGCAAAGCUGAACAAACUGCGGCAAUGAGGUAUAUCUUAGUCUGCAUUAGUAAGUCUCAAAUGUAGCACUAUUUUAACAGGUAUAGGGAAUUGCUUUAAAUCAAAAUUAAAAACAAUGUACUUCAUUCAAUAUUUUUCACAUAAGUAUUUUUUAAGCAAAUUAAUUAAAGGAAUAAAGGA